Meloidogyne enterolobii is the source of this 754-nucleotide messenger RNA. The record is from the annotation of a GenBank genome assembly. Lineage: Eukaryota; Metazoa; Nematoda; Chromadorea; Rhabditida; Meloidogynidae.
AUGGAUACUUUAGCUAGAAGUUCCCCCCAUAAUGUUGUUGUUAGCUGCGAAUUAAAUUUAAAUUUGGAUUAUAUGUUGAAAAGAAUAUGGGAAUAUUUGGCAUUAAUUAGAAUUUAUACUAAAAAGCCUGGAAGUCCUCCUGAUCUUGGCCCGGAAGAUGGAAUUAUUUUGCGUGGUUCUUCAACUGUUGAACAUGCUUGCCAUGCUUUACACAGAACAUUAGCUCAAGCAUUUCGUUAUGCAAUUGUUUGGGGGACUUCUACUAAAUUUUCUCCGCAAAGAGUUGGAAUACAACAUAAAUUGCACCAUGAAGAUGUUAUACAAAUUGUUAAAAAGAAUUAAAGUAUAUUUUUUUAUAAAUAUUUUAGGGUUGUUGGCACUGAAAUGUCCGCAAAAAAUUUGCGGACUUUCUGCAAAUUUUUUGCGGACUUUUUUUGCAGACGUUUUUUUGCGGACAUUUUUUGUUGGCGAUUAGGGGUGAGCGCAUUGCGUUUUGCGUUAUUUGCGUUAAAUUUUGGCGUUGCGUUUUGCGUUUUUUGAUAUUGUCUCUUGCACUCAUCCCUGUUGGCGACUUGUUAUUUACCCUGCCCCUCGGUUUUUGGUUAAUCUAAAUUUAAGAAACCCUCAGGGGUUGUGGUUAUUUUGCAGAACUUUUUGGCAGACGAUUUUUUCGGAUUAUUCAGAAAUGGUUGUAAUUUUUGAUAAAAAAUAUAUGAUUUUUUCGGCUCCAAAACUUGUCGUCAACAACAUUAAU